AUGGGCGGCAAAGGAGGCGGUGGCGGCAAAGGAGGUGGUGGCGGUGGUGCAAAAGGCGGCGGCGGCGGUGGUGCAAAAGGGGGUGGUGGCGGUGGUGCAAAAGGUGGCGGUGGUGGUGGUGGCGGCGGGGGAAGCAUGAAGGCCCCUGGCGGAGGUGGAGCCUAUAUUUCAAGGGAAACUUUUGAGGCCAAUCCUCAAGGUUACUUCAGUAAUUUACAUGCUGCCCAAAAGGAUAACUAGUGUAUAAUAUGCAUCUUAUGUAAUGUUUUAUUUACUUUAAUUUGGAGCGUUACAUAAUAUAAAUAAAUAAAUAAUGCUCCAUAGUAUAUAUAUAUAUAUAUAUAAAAGCA
Messenger RNA from Arachis stenosperma, 350 nucleotides. Its product is annotated as glycine-rich RNA-binding protein 1-like. The record is from RefSeq and is a predicted model, not a curated record. Lineage: Eukaryota; Viridiplantae; Streptophyta; Magnoliopsida; Fabales; Fabaceae. The transcript has a single exon. The coding region runs from base 1 to 240 and encodes 79 amino acids.